Molecule: messenger RNA, 5927 nt
Organism: Linum tenue
Lineage: Eukaryota; Viridiplantae; Streptophyta; Magnoliopsida; Malpighiales; Linaceae
Source: the annotation of a GenBank genome assembly
GGGAAAAUAAAAAAGUAGCAAAAAGAAACUCCUCCUCGAAGCUUUUCUUUCGUUGAAAGAGAUAAAGAGGAGGAGGACGACGAGAACCCGAAAUUAGAUAGAAUAGAACGCAAAGAAAAGUAACACACUAGAGAAGAAGUACACGCUUUUCCUUCCUUCUCCUUCUCCUUCUACUUCACCGGCGUCGGAACUGCAAUUCGUUAAUUCAUUUCUUUUUCAUCCAUCGAAUUCCCGGCCACUUUAAUCUGCGGGUUCGGUUGUUUCCGGGGGGAGAGCCUGUUUCCCGGCGAAACAUCGAAACACAUGGCUACAGGAGUAGAAUCGUCACCGCUAUCCUCCGGGACGGUGGAGAAGGUGGCACCGAGUGGAAUCGCGCUUGAUUUCCCGGCGACUGAUGCUCCUUCGUCUGCCUCGCCGCCGAGAAUUCCCAAGCGGCUUCGGAAGCGGAUGAUGGAGGCGAAAACUUCGCCUGUCAGUAGCGUGCAGGAGAUCGAAGCUAAGCUUCGCGACGCUGAACUCCGGAGGCAGCAAUUCUAUGAGAUGUUGUCCACUAAGGCUAGGCCAAAGCCGCGAAGCCCUUCGCGGUCUUCCUCUCAGGAUGAAGAUCUUGGUCAACGCCUUGAAGCCAAACUCUUAGCUGCAGAGCAGAAAAGGUUGGGUAUCUUGACCAAUGCUCAAAUGCGCCUAGCUAAGCUGGAUGAGUUACGCCAGGCGGUGAAAGCUGGGGUGGAAAGGCGUGUAGAGAGGGAAAGGCAGAGGCUUGGCACUAAAGUAGAAUUGCGUGUUCAACAUGCUGAGGAAAAUAGAAUGCUUCUCUUGAAAGCUUAUAAGCAGCGCCAUGCUUCUGUGAAGGAGAGGACUUCUCGGUCAUUAAUGCAAAGAGUUGCCAAGGAGAGCAAAUAUAAGGAGCGUGUGCGUGCAGCGAUUAACCAGAAGCGUGCUGCUGCAGAGAAGAAAAGACUCGGGUUGCUGGAGGCGGAGAAGAAGAAAGCAUGUGACCGGAUUUUGCAAGUGCAGCAAGUAGCUAAGUCUGUCUCUUAUAAGCGCGAGAUUGAGAGGAGGAGAAUGAUGGACCAACUUGAGGAUCGGUUGCAGAGGGCAAAACGACAGAGAGCAGAAUACUUGAAGCAGAGGUGCAGACAGCGUAGUCCUAUGCAGAUGAAUUUGAAGAGGAUGGAAAAGCAGGCUGAUGUUCUUUCAAGGAAAUUAGCCAGGUGCUGGAGGAAGUUUCUUUCAUCAAGAAGAACGACCUUAGAGCUGGUAAAAGAUUAUGACGCCUUGAAGAUAAACGAGAACUCUGUAAAAACCAUGCCAUUUGAACAGCUUGCUUCUGCAAUUGGAUCACCUGCUACCCUUCGGACAGUAAAAGCUCUGCUAGAUCGGCUGGAGAGCCGAUAUAAAGUCUGCAGGGCAGUUGCUGCUGCUAGCUAUUCUUCUACACUGGACAACAUCGAUCACCUGCUGAAAAGAGUCACUUCUCCUCAGAGAAGAUCUACACCCAGGUCCUCAAUGAGGAGCAGAGAAGCAAAGAGUGCAGGUGCUACAAGGGAAUUGACUAUAAGUCCAGCUAAGUUAUCCAGGUAUUCAGUGAGAGUAGUUCUUUGUGCUUACAUGAUUCUGGGGCAUCCAGAUGCUGUUCUCAGCAGUCAAGGAGAGAGGGAAACUUCCUUGGCCAAGUCUGCAAAGGAUUUUAUCCACGAGUUUGAGCUGUUAAUAAGGAUCAUUCUGGAGGGACCACUUCAGAGCUCUGAUGACGAGUCGGACUCCAUUUCAUCAAAGCGCUGUACCUUCAGGUCCCAACUUGCGGUAUUCGACAAAGCGUGGUGCACAUUCUUGAAUUGCUUUGUGGUGUGGAAGGUUAAGGAUGCCGUGUCAUUGGAGGAGGACUUAGUGAGAGCAGCUUGUCAGCUUGAGCUAUCUAUGAUUCAAAAAUGCAAGAUGUCUCCUGGCGGAGAAAAUAAGGGUCUUCUUUCUCAUGAUAUGAAGGCUAUUCAGAAACAGGUAACAAACGACCAGAAAUUGCUAAGAGAUAAAGUACGGCAUCUUAGUGGGGAUGCUGGGAUUGAGAGAAUGCAAUCGGCUUUGGACAAGAUGCGCUCGAAGUAUAAGGAAAAUGGCACACCUAUUGGUUCACCAAUAAUCAGUGUGUCAUCUCCUGGCAUGCCCAGUUUCGUUGCAGGUGCUGCAUCUACAAGUGAUGUCAGGGCUGAGUUACCAAGUCGAGUAGUCCGUUCUUUGUUCAAGGAUGAAAGUAUUGACCCAUUUAAACAAGCAAGUUCCUCGGCUACUGCUAUCCCACCCAAGUCGGCAAUUUCCUCUGCAGCAGGCACAAGCUCAUCUGUCGGUCAAGUGGGUGGUUCUGUUAAUAAGAUGAUAACAGAGAAUGAAGUUAUUGUGAAUGAGCUUCUUCAUGAAAAGGGUAGGGGUCUGGUUGACAAAUUAGACACUGCCCAAAAAGAUGAAGAGAACCUCCAGGCAAAGGUUAAAGAGGCAAUGGAAAAGGCUUUCUGGGAUGGAGUGAUGAACUCGGUAAAAGAAGAGGGACCCGACUAUGACAGGGUCAUUAACCUUGUGAAGGAGGUGAGGGAUGAAAUCAUUGAGAUGGCUCCUGAGAGCUGGAGACAAACCAUCAUGGAAGCUAUUGAUCUAGACGUUCUUACUCAGGUAUUGACGUCGGGAAACUUAGACAUUGAGUACCUUGGGAAGAUUCUAGAGUUUGCACUGGCUACAUUGCUAAAGCUCUCUUCCCCUGCCCAUGAAGAUGAAAUGAAAGUCAAAUAUCAGAAUUUACUCCAAGAAUUAACUGAGGCAUGUCAAAAUAGAGAUGAUAAUGCAAAGAGUUCUCCUGCGGUGGCAAUGAUUAGAGGUCUCCGCUUUGUGCUAGAGCAGAUACAGACGCUUAAAAGUGAGAUCAGCAAAGCACGUAUAAAACUGAUGGAGCCAUUGUUGAAAGGCCCUGCUGGAUUGGAAUAUAUUAGGAAAGCUUUUGCUAAUCGGCAUGGCUCCCCGUUGGAUGCUUGUUCGUCUCUACCACUGACAAAGCAGUGGCUUUCUUCCUUGAUAAGUUGCAGUGACCAGGAAUGGGAAGAACAUAAUAAUUCUCUCUCGGCUUUGGCCAGCCAUGGGAAUCCUUCGCAGGCGUUUCUGCCUUCUAGUGCACUUCGAACCGGUGGGAGCUUUCAGGUGAAACAAAGUGCUGCGCCAGAUGCUGGCUCCAGCAAUGAACAAUCAGCGCUGGUCCCUGAAUAUUCUGGUGAUAGGAUUGAUCUCUUGGUUAGGCUUGGAUUGCUGAAAAUGGUCACUGAGGUUUCCGGUAUAACGCCUGAAACUCUUCCAGAGACCUUCGCUCUCAACCUGUCCAGAUUGAGAGGCGUCCAGGCUGAAGUCCAGAAACUUAUAGUGGUCACUACCAGUGUCUUAGUUUGCCGGCAGACUCUCUUGAUGGAGAGAGGUGCAGCCAGCAGUGCUGACACAGAAAACACAGUAUCAAACUGUAGCAAGCAACUGUUGCAACUCUUGGACCGUGGUGGCGACGAUGCUGGGAUCGAUGAAAUCGUCGGCAUACUCAGCAGCUUCUUCUCCCAAGAUUCAUCUCCGUCGGGAUCUGAAAGCAAAAACACUCAGCAGCUUCAGUCGAGGAAGGAAGUCAUGGGUAGGAUGUUAGGAAGGAGCUUACAGGCAGGGGACCCAGUUUUUACAAAGGUCUCCCGCGCUGUUUACUCCGCGGCCAGGGGUGUCGUUCUGGCGGGAAGCGGAUUCAAAGGAAGGAAACUGGCCGAAACGGCUCUCAGGCCGGUUGGUGCCGCCGUCCUCGCUGACAGGGUGGUGGAGGCUGCCCAAGUGCUGGUUACGGCGGCUGGAGUCUCUGUAGCAGUCCAUGGACCAUGCGUUUCCCCUGCCUCCCACCGCUCCCAGAUUUCCGAUGAUUCGAUCUUCGUCCGUGAAGCCUCUUCCGCCUCUUCGGCCGCCUCCGUCCACCACCUCCCGCUCCGGCUACUGGAGUCGAUAAACGAGAAUUGCCACCGCGGAGGCCUCCUCCACAACCAGAACGGUGGUGCCGCCGUGGAGCUGAAUCGCGACCCCGGGGACGAGGAGGACGAGAGGGAGUUUCGGAUUUUGGGCCACUCGAUGUGCUUCAAGAGGCGUCGCCCCGAUUCCGAAGUUCAGUGCGGUCCGGCCAAGAGGCCGGUUGCUGUGAGCGAGGCGGAUGUUCAGGAGCGGCGGAGCUCGGUGAAGGCUUGGGGGAACCAGCCGAUUAGCGAGGCAGAUCCGGAGCUGUUUGAGAUCAUGGGCAAGGAGAAGGAGAGGCAGUUCAAAGGGAUUGAGCUUAUCGCGUCGGAGAAUUUCGUGUGUAGAGCUGUAAUGGAUGCACUCGGUAGUCAUUUGACCAACAAGUAUUCGGAAGGGAUGCCAGGGGCGCGUUACUAUGGUGGGAAUCAGUACAUUGACGAGAUUGAAAACCUGUGUUGCAAGCGGGCGCUGGAUGCUUUCGGGUUGGAUUCGGAGAAUUGGGGUGUUAAUGUCCAGCCAUACUCUUGUACUUCGGCUAAUUUCGCUGUCUAUACAGGGUUGUUGUUGCCUGGGGACAGAAUCAUGGGUCUGGAUACUCCUUCUGGAGGUAAUACUAGCCAUGGUUGUUAUAUGCCGAGUGGUAGGAAAGUUUCGGGUGCCUCCAUUUUCUUUGAGAGUUUGUCGUAUAAGGUGAACCCACAAACUGGUUACAUUGAUUUCGAUAAGCUGGAAGAGAGGGCGCUUGAUUUCAGGCCCAAGAUUCUUAUCUGUGGUGGAAGCUCGUAUCCUAGGGAGUGGGAUUAUGCGAGGUUCAGGCAGAUUGCGGAUAAGUGUGGUGCUGUUCUUUUGUGUGAUAUGGCUCAAAUUAGCGGCCUUGUUGCGACUAAGGAAUGCGUCAAUCCUUUUGAUUACUGUGAUAUUGUUACCUCAACAACGCAUAAAAGCUUGCGGGGACCAAGGGGAGGCAUAAUUUUCUACAGGAAGGGUGCGAAGCCAAGGAAAAGAGGAAUGCUUCUAAGUCAGGGAAAUGAAAGUGAGCAGUAUGAUUUCGAGGAGAAGAUAAACUUUGCUGUAUUUCCAUCGUUGCAAGGUGGACCUCACAAUAACCACAUAGCCGCUCUUGCAAUCGCCUUGAAGCAAGUUGCUACUCCAGAAUACAAGGUGUAUAUGCAACAGGUGAAGCGUAACUCACAGGCUUUAGCCAAUGCUUUGUUGAGAAGAAGAUGCCGCCUGGUAACUGGAGGCACGGAUAACCAUUUGUUGCUUUGGGAUCUGAGGCCUCUGGGACUAACAGGUAAAACAUAUGAGAAGGUCUGCGAGAUGUGCCAUAUGACUGUGAAUAAAAUUGCAAUCUUUGGUGAUAAUGGCACCAUUACUCCUGGCGGUGUAAGGAUCGGCACACCUGCUAUGACGUCUAGAGGUUGCCUGGAGUCUGAUUUCGAGAUGAUGGCCGAUUUUCUACUGAGGGUUGCCCAUAUCGCGAGCACGUUACAGCGAGAGCAUGGCAAGUCCCCAAAGGCUUUCCUGGAAGCUCUGCAGAGCAGCAAGGACCUUGCCGAGGUCCGGAACCAAGUUGAAGGUUUUGCAACCCAGUUUGCUUUGCCCGGGUUCGAUGUUUGAACAUGAAGGAAUAUGCCCGGAUCUCAGAACUGCUGCAUGCCAUCUUGAAGCUACAUUGAGGAUUUCGAUGCUCGUUUGAAACCCCCGAAUGUGGGCAUUAUUCGACGCAGUGCUUGUUCCUUGUGUUUAUCUGUUGGGGGGUGUCUAUAGGUUGGUUUUUGGCAAGUCUCUGGUAAUUGCAGGAUACUGGAUUUGGUUGUAGAUAGAAAUUUUGGUAUAAAGAUGCGAAGACAAGAAGGAUAUAUUUAUUUAGUGAAGGCGCUCUUUCUUAAGGUGUCAAGAAUUGGUGUCAUUUU